Molecule: messenger RNA, 2323 nt
Organism: Parasteatoda tepidariorum (common house spider)
Lineage: Eukaryota; Metazoa; Arthropoda; Arachnida; Araneae; Theridiidae
Gene: Ras85D
Product: GTPase ras-like protein 1
Biological process (GO): signal transduction
Cellular component (GO): membrane
Molecular function (GO): GTP binding; GTPase activity
Source: RefSeq, a predicted model, not a curated record
GUGGAGUAGUUUUGAUCAUGCUGGGAUUUAUAGAAUUUAUGAUAAUAUCUGUGUUGGGAUUAUUGUCUAUAAUCUAUAUCUUGGUGAAGGUUCGUGGUGGUGGAAAUUUGGUUGUUUGAGAAAUUUGAAAUAUCUUAAUGCUUGGACUUUUGCAUGCUGAGUUCGUAAAAGCUCUCUGUUUAAUUGCAUUGUUGUUACAUUUCGAACUUAAAUACUUAUGAUUAUUAAAAUUCUGAAUACACGGACUUAAUACUGUGUUAUAGAUAGUUGUUUUUGCUAUUGUUAAACCGGCUUUCUCACAGAUCAUGACUGAGUACAAGUUAGUUGUUGUUGGCGCUGGAGGUGUCGGAAAGAGUGCCUUGACUAUUCAAUUAAUACAAAAUCAUUUUGUUGAUGAAUAUGAUCCUACUAUUGAGGAUUCAUACAGGAAGCAAGUAGUCAUAGAUGGAGAAACAUGCCUUCUAGACAUUUUAGAUACUGCAGGUCAAGAAGAGUAUAGUGCUAUGCGAGAUCAGUAUAUGAGGACUGGGGAAGGCUUCCUCUUAGUAUUUGCCGUUAAUAAUACAAAAUCGUACGAAGAUAUUAGUAUGUACAGAGAACAAAUUAAACGUGUUAAAGAUGCAGAUGAUGUUCCUAUGGUUUUGGUCGGCAAUAAAUGUGAUCUCCCAAUGAGAAUGGUGCACAUGCAUGGGGCUGCUGAAUUAGCUAAAAGUUAUGGUAUUCCGUUUAUAGAAACAUCUGCCAAGACUAGAAUGGGUGUAGACGACGCCUUUUACACAUUGGUUCGAGAAAUCCGUAAAGAUAGAGAGCGUAAGGGAAAAGAUAAAAAGAAGCACAAGCGUAAGGGAAGAAAAAGGCGCUGUGUUAUUUUGUAAUGUUAUUUGGUUAUAGUUGAAGACAAAAGCUAUACUUUGCAGCCUGUGCUCUGAGCUAUAUCUCUGGAGCAUCCAUAAUACUUGAACUCAUUUCUAACAAAGUAAUUUCUAUGAAUGUAAGUUUUUGAGGCUUACAAGUGUUUAUUAUAAAUACAAAAACAGCACUGUGUUAAAAAUGAAGCACUUUGCAUCAACUGCUAAGAAAAUUUGAAUUAAUGGACUGACAUUUUUUUUUUCUGUGCAUCUGGAAGUGCCAAAAAGGUACUUCUCACAAGCUGUGAUUCCAUUUAAAGAACAUUUCUUUUUAGAAAUUUCAAUUUUUUUUCCAUUAUAUCUCAUUCUUUGCAGUUCACUGUUACUUAUACAAUUUAGCACAAGCAUUUUUUAGAACUGUGCAUCAAAGGGAUUAAUUAAUUUGAAGGAUAACUGCCAUUUAACUAUAUUUACUGCACAGUGUUGUAUUGUUUAUCAUCUCAUGUGCUUUUUUUUUUUUUAGAAUCAUAAUUUUUUCAAGACUGUCAACUUUUACUUCCUAUAGAAAUUAUGAAUUUUAUCACUAUUUUAGAAUGCAUGAAGUUUUUGUGGUUAUUACGUGAAUAAAAUUUUUAAAAAAAAUUGGCAAUAUAUUUUAAGGUGGAAUCUUAAAGUUGGCAGUUUUGUUUUCAGUAUUCAGGGGUGAUUUAAUUAAGGAUUAAAUAUUAAUCUUUCAGUAUUUUCGUAUCUGUGUAAUUUGUGCCAUGUCUUAUAAGAUCCAAAUUAUCAGUAAUCUGGAUUGUAACAUCCUACUAGGAUGUUUUAGCUUUUGUUACUUUUAUUUUGUUUACGUCUAAGUAAUUGGUUUACUUAUAAUCAUUAAUUUCUUUUGUUUACUUGACAUGUGUUAUUCAACUUCCUGUGUAUAAUUGUUAGUAAAUGAAUAUUACUAUUAAAACUUUUACAUGAAUUUGUUAAAUCACAAGCUUAACUGCUUAUACAAAUUAUGCAUUAUAAUUCAAUCACUUUGAAACGUCUGCUCUUUGUAAUGUUUUAGUAGUACUUUUUUCUAUUUUUAAUUUGAUUUAUUUAGUCUAUUGUGAAUGAAAUCAUGAUUUUUAUUUAUUUUGCUUGUUUUGUGUUCAAUAAUAAGUAUUUGGAUCAUAAUGCACAGUCUCAAAAAUAAUCAUUUUGCUCAUAAUUGCUCUGAAUCAUCACCCCUGAAUCUUUUCAGCUAUUUUCCCAUCAUGUAAUAUAUUUGUGGUUUUAUUAAUGCUUAUCUCAAUCUUCUAAAUAUUAUAAAUACUGAAGCUAGACUUUCAUGUUUUAAAUAAUGUUUUGUCCACAUACUUGCCCAAGAUCCCUUGAGUAGUUAGGCAUUUUCUGUAGGUUUUAUAGAUUUAUAGCUACAUAAACUUAAAUUGUAUGUAUGGGAAAAAAUUUCAAAGGUGCUAAAAAUAAAACUUUUUAUCUCA